CUAAUCCUAUCCUUCCAACAGACACCUUCAUAUUUUCUUCCCUAUUUCUUUAUCCUCUUUUUCCUUUUAAAUUAUCCUUCAAUUUUGAUAUGUGCCUUAUUCUUCUAUAAAUACAUGAUUCACUUUUUUCUUUCUUUCUAUGUUCUAAGUAUACUUUACAUAUAUAUCAACUUUUACAACUCCUUCUCUUAUUCAUUUUUUCUUUUGAGAAUUUAUUGAGUUUUCUUCAUGGAAAACAAGCUUAGAAACCCUAACCAUACAUGCAUAGCCAAUUCAAAGAAACCUAAAACCCUAGCUAUGCAUAAAGACUCUUACACAAUAUCAAAGAUCAAACCAAAGAUACGAAUAAUUCACAUAUUUGUGCCUGAGAUAAUCAAAACUGAUGCUGAGAAUUUUAGGGAGCUUGUGCAGAAGUUAACCGGGAAACCAAGUGAAGUCAAAAAGAAUUUCAAGAAGAAGACAAGGGUAAUAGAAGAAUCUUCGAGGAGCACUAGUAGUGGAAGUGGUUUAUCAUCAGAGGGUUGUCCAAGAAAGGAGGAGUUGUUGAGCAAUGGUGGAUUUUGGGGGUUGGAUCUGAAAAUGGAUAGAGUGAUCAAAGAAGAAGUAAGAGAAGAGAGUUGUGGUGGGUAUUUAGGUGGGUUUUCUGAUUUGGAAGGGUUUAUUUCUGAGAUUAAUGGUGGAUUUCCUUUGUUUCCUUUGGAUGCUACUCACAAUAUGCAAGGGUUUGAACAAAAUCAUCAACUUCUAUAGGAGAUAUAUAUAAAUUUAUAGAUACAAAUGUUAUGCCUUCUAGCUAGAUAUAUAGGAUUUAUAUUUUCUUCACUUUUUUGACUAAAAAAAGAAUGGUUAAUUAUGUGUAUAGAUCUUUUUUAUUUUCAUCACAUAAUUAUAGUUUAUGUAUGUUUGAUUGUGAAAUGUUUUGGGUUUCUUCUUAUGAUAUAUACAUAUAGAAUGGCUCAUUCAUCCGAUGAUGAUCAUAUUAU
Molecule: messenger RNA, 983 nt
Organism: Lathyrus oleraceus (garden pea)
Lineage: Eukaryota; Viridiplantae; Streptophyta; Magnoliopsida; Fabales; Fabaceae
Product: VQ motif-containing protein 25
Exons: 1
Coding region: 229-750 (173 amino acids)
Cellular component (GO): nucleus
Source: RefSeq, a predicted model, not a curated record